Messenger RNA from Gadus chalcogrammus (walleye pollock), 1721 nucleotides. RefSeq names its product myosin light chain 4-like. The record is from RefSeq and is a predicted model, not a curated record. Gene Ontology annotation, molecular function: calcium ion binding. The coding region runs from base 160 to 771 and encodes 203 amino acids. The transcript has a single exon. Gene Ontology annotation, cellular component: myosin II complex. Lineage: Eukaryota; Metazoa; Chordata; Actinopteri; Gadiformes; Gadidae.
CCUAGACUCUCAUAUAAAAGCACGGGACCAGGCCAAGGCCUCUCCGUGCUCUGGAAUCAGCUCUCCUCAUACCUCCUCCCGAAACCCUUCGAACGCCUCUCCUCCUCCACCCGGUAACUUCAUCAGCCUCCCUUCCCCCCCUCCUCCUCCUCGGUCGUCAUGGCACCCAAGAAAGCGGAACCGAAGAAGUUCGAGCCCAAGAAGCCUGAGCCCAAGGCGGCAGCGGCUCCGCCCGCGCCAAAGGCGGCUCCGGCGCCGGAGCCGGAGCCGGAGCCCCCAAAGGAGCCCGACUUCGACCCCAAGAGCAUCACGCUGGAGUUCAGCGGCGACCAGAUCGAGGAGUUCAAGGAGGCCUUCACCCUGUUCGACCGCACGCCUAAAGGCGAGAUGAAGAUCACGUACGCCCAGUGCGGCGACGUCAUGCGCGCCCUGGGCCAGAACCCAACCAACGCCGACGUGCUCAAGGUGCUGGGCAAGCCGCGGCCCGAGGAGAUGAGCAGCAAGCUGGUGGACUUUGAGACCUUCCUGCCCAUGCUGCAGCACAUCUCCCGCUCCAAGGACCAGGGCAACUUUGAGGACUUUGUGGAGGGCCUGCGGGUGUUCGACAAGGAAGGCAACGGCACCAUCAUGGGGGCGGAGCUGAGGCACGUGUUGGCCACGCUGGGCGAGCGCAUGACGGAGGACGAGGUGGACCGGCUGAUGGCAGGACAGGAAGACGCCAACGGGUGCAUCAACUACGCCUCCUUCGUCAAGCACAUUCUCUCCGGGUGAGGCCCGUUAAGGGGGAGAGAUGGGGGAGAGAGGGAGACACCCAUUAGGACUGUGAUGGAAAGAAAGAAAAGCUCCUCUAUUCUGGAUCAUUGUUUUUUGCUCUUUUUUCGAUGUUUUGUUGUUCAGGAAGGUGAGCGUUUUUUUCCAACAUUGGCCGAUAUGCUUUCCACUACAAAAUGGCUUGUCCCCAAAGAGAAAUGAUAAAAAUGUUAAAAAAAACGAUGUGUACACAGAGAGACAACCAAUACAAUGAAAUGCUGCGGAGAUGACAGAAGUCGAUAUGACAUGAAUAAACAAUGUGUAAUUACUGACUGCCUCGUACCUUGUUAUUUUGAGAGUCUGAGUUUAAGGGAAAAACAACUGACAAACACCACUACUAUGAUGCCGUCGCAAUACAAUACCAGUUGCUUCUCUCUGGUAUAUUAGCUCCGACAAGGAGGGUGGUGUUUGCUUGUUCCUCCCAUGUGAAAAUAACAUACCUCGGGCAACUGUUUCAAUACCAACAAAUGUCAUGCACUCAUUUGAGGCAUUGGACGCACACUGCUCUCUUCAUGAAGACUUCCACACCCAUUACAUGUGUGGCAUUGUAUCAAGCAACACAUUGCUCAAAGAACUCUGUUUAAGAGCUGCUACAUAGUGUAGAACGGAAUUGUUUUCUUAGCUUCUCUUCCUAAAUGUAUAGGAAUUCUACAACCCUAACACUUUCUCUCUCGAACCAUAUCCUGCGUGAGACUGCUUUAAUUUAAAUCUGAACUUUACAAUGUAGUGAUAACAUUUUAAUGAAUUGAGUGCAUCUUUUCUUUUGCCCUUUUGUGUAUGCAUCAGUAAGUUUGAACAUAGCUGUACGCUGUCUGUGUUUGUGGGUGUGCGCUUUUGAAACGAGGGAGGACAAAGUGGAGAGAGAUGCCUGGAUAAUACAAGUUCUUCCAUAAUUAAUAAACAUUGAUUUU